AUGCGGAAGCAAAAACGCGAACUGCAAAAAGUAAGAGAAGUAAAGGUGCAACGAUCAUAUCCGAUUACUUUACUCGGAAUAACUAAUGCUGAAACGAUUGAUCUAAUAUUCCCUAAUUGGUUCAAUCAAGCAUUCGUGGAAACUAGAAAUGUUGCUACUUAUCGACCAUAUAAUCUCAAUAUGCCAUCAUCUUUAUUAAGGCGAUCAAUUGCACAUUAUCAGGCAGAUUCACCGAUCACUGAACAUGGGAAAAUUUGUGCUGCAUUAAUUGGACGAGGUAUUCUGCUUGCCAAUUACCAACCUAAAAUCAUUUUCACAUCGCCCGAAUUGCGAUGCAUUGAAACAGCUCGUUCAAUUCAACGUUCCAUGCAUAUUGGCAAUUGGAGCUUAUGUGUAGAACCAUCAUUAGUUGAAUAUUCCGGAUUUCGGGAUAAUGCCGAGAAAUACUGGCUUACAACUACACAGUUGCAACAAGAAGGUUAUCUUCCAAUCAAUCAAACCUAUAUACCGCUAUUAAAACUUAAUCAACUGUCAAGAAAUGAGACACCGCAAGAAUUUGUACACAGACUACAACGAUUUUACGAACAUAUUAUUGUAAAUUUUGAACACAGAUGUGUCGUAAUUGUCAGCAAUAUUACUGGAAUUUUUGUGCUCAAUGAUGGUAUUGCUAUUGUCCCAAUGCAUCUGCAAGAGUCUCACGCUUAUAUGAAUAGCUGUCAUCUAUGUGCUAUUGAAGUCACAUCUGAUGGCAAAGUCUGA
This is a messenger RNA of Cercopithifilaria johnstoni, 759 nucleotides long. NCBI's taxonomy places the organism in Eukaryota, Metazoa, Nematoda, Chromadorea, Rhabditida, Onchocercidae. The record is from the annotation of a GenBank genome assembly.